AUGAGUCAUAGUAAUUAUCGAUAUUUUUCAUUACAAGAUGAUGAACCCACUACAAAUCCUACUGGUACGGACAAUAUUUUAAUUUGGCUCGAUGAAAAAGCAUUGGAUUCCACGUCACCUAAUACUCAACUUAUGAUUGAUAUGCUCAAAAGCAUAUCGAAUAUUAAUUGCAAAUUGUACAACAGCGCAGAAUUAUUCCUUGCAGAAGCUAAUACUAUAGCUAGAACAGGCAGAGUAAUACUUGUUACAUCUGGAUGGUUCGCAGAGAGACUAUUUCCUGAAUUAUCUAUAUCAUUACUACGGGCAAUUUCAGUCAUCUGUAUCUUCUGCAAAGAUUCAAGAAAUUAUCAAUAUUUACAAAAGAGAUAUCGGAAAAUCGUCGGUGUUUUUACAGAAGAACAAUACUUGAAAGAAGCGAUCGAGGACGAAUUGAACCCAUCGUCAGAGUUCUUUGUCACGGAUCAACAUCUAAGUCCUCAUUUUGUUCUUAGUGAUGAUCGUGAAGAAUUUAAAUUCUAUAAACAAUAUAUUGAACUGUUGCAAAAUUAUCCAUGGACAUCGGAUAACAGGAAAACGAUGCUGGAUGAAUGUAUAAAACAUUACCGAAAAGAUGCUGCGCAGAGAAGAAGGAUCGAUGAAUUCCAAUACAGUUAUAUACCUGAGACAGCAAUUAAAUGUUAUAUACCUGAGACAGCAAUUAAAUGGUAUACUAAAGAUAGUUUUCUAUAUCGUUUGGUGAAUAAAGUAUUGCGAUCGUUGGAUAUGGAACAGAUUAUUAUCUUUCGACCUUUUAUCAGAGAUCUAUGUAAACAACUUCAAACAUUACACGAGCAAAACCAAUCAGACACACCAUUAACAGUGUUUCGUGGACAUGCAGAUAUGACUGUGAAGCAGUUUGCGACAAUCGAGAGAAACGUUGUAUAUGCUGGAAUUUCAUCAGCUCAGAAGAGAUCAGUCGUGUUUGAAAUUCGAACCAAUUACAAGUCGACAAAUGUGGUGUUUGCUGACGUUGCAGCAUAUUCAGAAAUUCCGGAAGAAGUUCUAUUUAGUCUUUGUUCUGUAUUUAAAAUUGAUAGUAUUCAAAAUGAUGAACAAAAUGAAUUGUCAAAGGUUAUUUUGAGCACUCCAAAUGAAGAUCCAGUGGCUAUUCCAGAACAGAGAAACAAUCGUUUACCUUUUCUAUACCAAUACUCUCAGAAAACAUAUAUUAUCAGAAUAUGCGCUGUGAUCCUUUUCACGAUGAUAAUAGCACUAGGUGUUCUCUUUGGUGUGAUACUUCAAUUUCAAAAUCACAAUGGAAGAUCAUAUGAAUGUGUUGGUGCGAAUUGUGCAGAUGUUAGCACAACGGCAGCAUCAACGUUAGGAGCAGACUGCAUUCCAGUUGGAUGGAACUAUAAAGGAGACUUGAUAACAACUGAUCGACCUUAUGUUCACCUAACUGUCGAUCAUGAUUCAAAUGUGUAUGUUGCUCACAGAAAAGGGAAGAGUUUGGAUAAAUGGUCGCCUCAAGCCCAUUAUUCUUUCAUUUAUCGUCCCAAUCUCUAUAUUUUUGCUCCAGAAAGUGUAAUUGGAGACAUUAUUAAUAAACUUGGAGUGAAUCCUUCCUUAUACCAUUGUGGUGGAUUGUACGUUAAUUCAGCUGGUGAUAUAUUCAUGCUGGCGACUCCAUCAGGAGUAGUAUACAAAUGGACAGUUAACAGCUCAUCUGCAAUUUUGGUGGUGGAUGGAAAUAAAAUUGAUUCAGUGCGUUAUCCAACAACGAACAUAGUCGCUUUUGCUGUAUAUGAACCUGAUAAUACAAUAUACUUAUUGGAUCGUGGUACACGUUCUUGGAAGAGUAGUAAUGGAUCAUUGGUGAGCGUAGGAUACGAUUUUAAUCGUAUUUUGAAAUACUCAAAUGGAUCAGAAUUGGGAGAAACGAUCAUUGAUGGAAUACCUCUUCACAUGUUUUCACACACUAAGGCAGUAGAUGUCGAUGCGUAUACAAUAGCUGUUGAUAAAACUGGUUAUGUUAUCUCGGGUGAAUUGCAUCGAGUAUCAAUAUGGUCACCCGAUGGAAAAUUCCAUAGUACAGUUAUGAAUAAAUAUCGAAUACAUGAGUCUGUAGGACAAGAAAUAUACACGAGGACAAUCGUAAUUGACAGAUUAGGAGAUAUCUAUGCUUAUGUCAGUCCUGGACGAAUAUUUGCUGAGCCAACAACAUAA
This is a messenger RNA of Adineta ricciae, 2205 nucleotides long. The record is from the annotation of a GenBank genome assembly. Lineage: Eukaryota; Metazoa; Rotifera; Eurotatoria; Adinetida; Adinetidae.